AUGGGUUGCGGAAUGAGUACUGAGGAUAAAGAGGGGAAGGCGCGCAAUGAGGAGAUCGAGAACCAGCUCAAGCGUGCUGGUGAAUCUGGAAAAUCCACCAUCUUGAAGCAAAUGAAGCUUAUCAACGAGGGUGGCUACUCUCGCGAUGAACGGGAAUCAUUCAAGGAAAUCAUCUACAGCAACACCGUCCAAUCGAUGCGUGUCAUCUUGGAGGCGAUGGAAUCACUCGAACUUCCUCUUGAGGACCCACGUGCCGAAUAUCAUGUCCAGACCAUUUUCAUGCAGCCUUCCCAGAUUGAGGGAGACAGCCUGCCCCCUGAAGUUGGUAAUGCCAUCCAGGCUUUGUGGCGCGAUGCUGGUGUCCAGGAGUGUUUCCGCCGCUCUCGCGAAUACCAACUCAACGACUCCGCGAAAUACUACUUUGACUCCAUUGAGCGUAUCGCUCAACCCGACUACCUCCCCAGUGACCAAGAUGUUCUUCGUUCUCGUGUCAAAACUACUGGUAUCACUGAGACCACUUUCAUUAUUGGUGACCUCACCUACCGUAUGUUUGACGUCGGUGGUCAACGUUCCGAACGUAAGAAGUGGAUUCACUGCUUUGAAAAUGUCACCACCAUCCUAUUCCUCGUCGCCAUCUCCGAAUACGAUCAGCUCCUCUUCGAAGAUGAAACCGUCAACCGUAUGCAAGAAGCUUUGACCUUGUUCGACUCGAUUUGCAACUCGCGUUGGUUCAUUAAGACAUCCAUCAUUCUAUUCUUGAACAAGAUCGACCGCUUCAAGGAGAAGCUUCCCGUCAGCCCCAUGAAGAACUAUUUCCCCGACUACGAAGGUGGUGCCGACUACGCCGCUGCUUGCGAUUAUAUCUUGAACCGCUUCGUCUCACUCAACCAAGCCGAGCAGAAACAAAUCUACACACAUUUCACUUGCGCUACUGAUACAAACCAAAUCCGAUUCGUCAUGGCAGCCGUCAAUGAUAUUAUCAUCCAAGAGAAUCUCCGUUUGUGUGGUUUGAUAUAA
Molecule: messenger RNA, 1017 nt
Organism: Talaromyces stipitatus ATCC 10500
Lineage: Eukaryota; Fungi; Ascomycota; Eurotiomycetes; Eurotiales; Trichocomaceae
Product: G-protein complex alpha subunit GpaA/FadA
Exons: 4
Coding region: 1-1017 (338 amino acids)
Biological process (GO): G protein-coupled receptor signaling pathway
Cellular component (GO): heterotrimeric G-protein complex
Molecular function (GO): G protein-coupled receptor binding; G-protein beta/gamma-subunit complex binding; GTP binding
Source: RefSeq, a predicted model, not a curated record